AUGGGCGACGUUGCGCAGGUAUGCCAUGAAGGCAUCGGAUUUCCAUCGGAGGAGGAACUUGAUCUGGUCAGUGGUUGCCCCGGAGGUGUGGAGGAGGACACAGGCGCCAACUCGGAUAGAGUGGGAAGAAUACUGGAUCUUAUCUUGUUUGGGGUCGAGGUUGUAGAGCGAACAAGCAACAUGGCGCAUGACACGGGUGAUUUCGGCGUCAUGAAGGAAGAGGACGCGGGCGCCAUCUUGGUAUACCGCAAGGGGGACAUUGGUUGUGGUGAUUCCGAUUAA
Messenger RNA from Cylindrotheca closterium, 282 nucleotides. Lineage: Eukaryota; Bacillariophyta; Bacillariophyceae; Bacillariales; Bacillariaceae. The record is from the annotation of a GenBank genome assembly.